AAACCUGUAUAUUAUUGGUCUGUGGUUUUGACUGACGCUUUCUGCCAUUUCGCUUUCAGUUUUUCUAAUUUUACCUACAAUUUGCAAAAAUUGAUUACUCUAAUUCUGUGCGGUUUAUACCUCCCAUACCUGUGAUUAUAUUUGUUUUUUAAUCAAAUGAUAAGGUCUACAUAUUCAAGAAAACAAUAAUAAUGUCGGUAGCUUUCGCACCUCGGGGCAACCGGCCUCCAUUAAGCCCAGCUCAAAUACAAAAGAUGUUGGAUGAGAAUGCUCAUUUGAUUCAAACAAUACAAGAAUACCAAGCUAAAGGCCAGCUGAUGGAGUGCCAUCAGUACCAACAAGUGCUUCAUAGGAAUUUAGUAUACCUGGCAUCAGUCGCGGACGCUAAUCAAAAUAUUCAGUUGUUACUUCCACCUCCACAUCAAUUGGCUGCAGGCAAUGUGCAACAAGGACCUUUGAACCCACCCAGUAGUGGAGCUGAAGGCCCAGGCUCCCCACAGCAACCAUACCGCCCACCCACAGGAGUGUCUUCUACUCCCACUAGGCCCACACAGUCAUACGGCCAAAGACCUUACCCACAAAAUCAAUAUCAAGGACAAUACCAAGGAGCACCUGGUGGUUAUCCUCCACAAAGUGGCUAUGGCCCUCCAGGGCAAGGCUAUGGACCCCAAAACCCCACACAACAACCACAAGGAUAUCCUCCUAACUCUACUUAUGGCCCUCCUAUCACUACAGCUCCUAGUAAUUACCCUCCAUCUACACAUCCAGGACCUGGAUACCCACCCUCUGCAAAUCAGCAGCCUUAUGCUCCACCACCUGGAAGCCCAGCCGCUGCAGGCUCUCCUUAUCCUGUUAGGGGCUCUAGUCAACCAGCUUAUACUGGAAAUUCAGGAUAUCCACCUCCACAGGCAGGCCCAAACUACCCCAAUGUAGGUGUUAGCUCCUACAACUCUACUACAUCUCAACCCCAACCUUAUCAGUCACAGCCAUUCCCUAACACCACACCUACAUCUGCAUACAGCUCCACACCAGUGUCUCAGCCAAACCGCUCCCCCCAACCUCCACCUAGCAGUUAUACAUCCCAAAUACCUACAAGUACAGGAUAUGGGUCUCCUUCAGCACAAUCUCCAACUUAUAAUUCUAGUUCUCAUGGGAACAAUGUUCCACCAUCCUCAGGAGCAUCUGGAGCUCCACCACAAAGUGCACCCCCGGGGCAGCAGUAUCCUCCUUCAGGUCAACCAUCUCCAUAUCCACCUGCAACACAACCUCCCUACUCCAAUCCCUCAUCCCAACCAGGAAGCCCUGCCCCUUCAGUGUCAACUGCACCUCCUCAGUCAUCUUACCCACAAAACCCACAGAGUUAUCCCCCUUCCGGAGGGGCAUAUCCCGCCCAUGCUUACCAACAGGGCUACCCUCCUGCUCAGUAUCCACCAUCUCCAUAUCCUUAUGCUCGUGCGCCUGCACCGGGAGCUCCGCCGCCUGGGGCCCCACAGCCUUAUCCUGGUUAUGGUUUCCAACCCCCAAACCAACAGUAGGCAACUGCAUAUUAUUAGAGCAUCCCUAACAUUAAUUAAUUCAGUGUAAAUUAGUUUUAAUUAAUAUCUGAGAAGCUGGGGAACAAAGUAAGACUUGUCACAAUACCUAAAAUUUACGGGAGAGGAAGUAGGAAGCAUCAUUAA
Maniola jurtina (meadow brown) is the source of this 1679-nucleotide messenger RNA. RefSeq names its product extensin-like. The record is from RefSeq and is a predicted model, not a curated record. The coding region runs from base 192 to 1535 and encodes 447 amino acids. The transcript has 2 exons. NCBI's taxonomy places the organism in Eukaryota, Metazoa, Arthropoda, Insecta, Lepidoptera, Nymphalidae.